This is a messenger RNA of Drosophila ananassae, 5128 nucleotides long. It is a transcript of the gene spoon, whose product is annotated as A-kinase anchor protein 1, mitochondrial. The transcript is spliced from 5 exons. NCBI's taxonomy places the organism in Eukaryota, Metazoa, Arthropoda, Insecta, Diptera, Drosophilidae. The record is from RefSeq and is a predicted model, not a curated record. The coding region runs from base 441 to 2273 and encodes 610 amino acids. Gene Ontology annotation, molecular function: RNA binding.
GAUAGUUGUCAAGUCAUCGAUUAACCAAAUAUCAUAAGGUACAUAACCAUAUUUUGUAGCGCAAUUAGGGUCUUAAAAACAUAUUCGGCAUUCGUUUACAAACCCAUUGACAGCAAACAAAUCUUAACUGAGUUAUUUAUCAAGAAAAAAAACGCAACUCUGUAUCGCGCAAAAUCCAAAACAGCGCAAACGUGGCAGUGGUGGCAACACUGGGAACGCCGGCCAUGUAACGUAAAAUAACGUAAAAUAAAGGUGGAACGUAGACACGUGUUUUAUUCGUGGAGUCAAUUUUUCGUAAUUUAAGCGGCGAAAAGCGGUGAAAAUAGUGCAAAUCGUUACGCAAAAGAACACUGAGCCACACGUACUUGAAAAUUAAUAAAAACAAGCAGCAUAAUAAGUUACCAAAGCGGUUCCAAAAGAUCCUUCAAUAUUCAGCGAAAAUGGUAUCCGGUCGUCCUCUACUCUACCUGUCACUGCCCGGUGUAGCAUUUAUACUCGGCGUCUUUUGGUUUCGGCGUAGAAAUAAAAAUCGUUUAGACAAGCCCGAUGACGAGGACAACGGCACACCCUACGCCCAGGCCGCCCCCGUUGAGGAGACGGUCGGGGAGCCGCGCAAGGCCAACGGCGUCCUUCAGAACGGCAAGCUGCCCCAGCCGGCCACCAAAUCGAUGAACAUCAACGGGACUAUAGCCAACGGGAGCAUCAGCAGCGGUGGCAGUGGCAGCGGCAGCGGUAGCGGCAGUGACGAGCGGGAGAGCCCCAACACGAUGCUGUACGGCAAGUCGGCGCCCAUCAAGAUCCAGAGCAACGGACGCACCCCGCCCGGCAAGCACCAGCAGCAGAUCGACUCCGAGAUGCUCAAGUCGAAGAUCCAGGACGCCGAACACAAGAAGCUCUGCUCCAUCGACGAGGACUUCGAGAACCUGUCCUCGCCGCGCGACCUCCCCGACUCGGUGAACAACCGGGUCUCCUUCCACAAGCGCAAGACCAACAGCAAGACCGUCGAGCCGGUGGUGAUCAAGGCCACCCGCACCCCCAAAAUAUCGCCGGAGAACUCGUUUCUGGACACCAACUACACCACCACCGCCCCGACAACUGCCGGCAGCGAGUGUGAGCAGAACAACAACUGUGAGCCCAAGUCCGAGGUGGUGGUGCCGGCCAAGAAGGAGGAGCAGCUGGCCCAGCAGAAGGAGCAGGUGGACGAGCAGCAGCAGCAGCAGCAGCAACAGACCGAACUGGACGUGGACAGCAAUGGGAACACAAACCAGAAGCGCAACGUGGACGCGGCCAGCCCCUCGCUUAGCAUCUGCAGCGUCCAGUCGGGCGACUCCGGCAAGGGAUCCAGCCUGCCGCGAUCGGAGGCGACACGGGCAAAGACCAGCUACGAGUUCCUCUUCCCCAACAGUCUGAUCGGCCAGCUGUACGGCCGGAAGCGCAUGUUCAUCAACCAGAUCAAGUCGAAGACCCUGGCCAAUGUGGUGCUCAGCAAGAAUCCGUACUCGGCCAAGGUGCGCAUCUGCACCAUCGAGGGCACCGACAGCGAGAUCGACGCCGCCCUGGCGAUGAUCCGCCAGCGCCUGCCCUCCAAGCGGUAUCCAAACUUUACGAUGCAACGCAUCCACUUUGCCCUGCCGCAGACCAUAGUUCCUCUUUCGACAGAAAGCCUCAACAACCUACAACUGAAACUGAUCGAGGGCAUCAACAACGACGUGGUGGUGAGUGCGGUACUGUCCGGGUCGCACUUCUUCGUCCAGCACCCGCUCCACCCCUCGCACCCAUCGCUGCCCAUGCUGCAGAAGCAGCUGUACGAUAGCUACUCCACGAUGGAGGCCCCCCCGUUGCCCAGCCUUGAGAUCAGCGCCGUGUGCGUGAUCCCCAUCAACGGAGUAUGGUAUCGCGUCCAGAUCGUUGACGUUGAUCCCGAGGACGAGGAGCGCUGUGUGGUCAGGUUCCUUGACUUUGGCGGCUACAUGAACGUCGGCUUCAGUCUUCUGCGCCAGAUACGCGCCGACUUCAUGUCCGUGCCCUUCCAGGCCACCGAGUGUAUACUGUCCAACGUGGAGCCGAUCGGUGAUAACUGGUCCAUCGAGGCGGCCGAGAUCCUCAACCAACUUACCAAAGGCAUUGUCUUGCAAGCACAAGUCGCCGGCUAUAAUAGUCACAACAUACCAGAAGUCUAUUUAUUCGCUUCCCUAGGUCCCAAUAAUGUUAUCUUUAUCAAUAAGGAACUGGUCGCCCGAAAUCUCGCCAAGUGGGUGGAGAUUCGUGACUAACAGCCUUCGUGAACAACUCAACUAGCAAUCAAGCAGAACUAUCUAUAUAUCUAUAUACAAACAAGACCCCAAAAGAGCGAACUUAAGCAGCAAUCAACACUCGAACCAGCAACAACUAAAAACCAAGCCAAUCUCUGCGAGAUGCGAAAAAGAAACAUAGAAGAAAGGAGGGACACUGCUUGGAGUCUUGUGCCCCGGCAGCCGAAUAUUGCGUAGUGGAUCAAGGAUCAAGGAUCAUGGAUCAAGGAUCGUGGAUCAUGGAUCAUGGAUCGAAUCGCCAGCGCCAGCGCAAAGGCCCCCAAAGACACACACAAAUCGUUAUGUUCGUUAAGUUGUAUCACAAGAAAAAUUGCGACUGAGCCUAGAAAAAGGAUAAAUGAGAUGAUAGCCCUUGAAUCGUACAUAAAAAAGAGUAAAAAGUAAAAAUACAAAAAAAAGGAUAGAUACACACACGCAUAUAUGUUUAAGAUCGCCCACUAACACCCACCCACACACACACACACACACACACACACACACACACACACACACACACACACACACACACACACACACACACACACGCUCAUACACUCACCCACACCCGUGCAUAUAUGUAUGUGAGGCAAUGGUUUGUUUGUUGACUGCCCAGGAUUUGGACCAGAAGGACAUCGGAGCGAGAUCCGGGGGGGAAGUCAUUAUUAGCUUUUUGGUAGGGCCAUCAAACAGACCGCUUAAGAUAUUAUCAUACUCAGUUUGUAAGUAGGCAUACCUAGUGUAAAUAGAUUUUUUUUUAUAAAUUUUACGAAAUUCGACAAAUAACUAAAAGCAACUAAAAAUACACCCCCCAAACUAGCUAUCCACUAUGCCCACUACUUAACCCAUUAAAGUCAGUCGUUCAUGUAAAGAAUUGGAGGAAUAGGAAUCGAGGAAGGGAAGCUUAGAUUUUGGAAAUUUUAAAUGUUCUGUUGGCCUGUUGGUUUCUAAGAGAUAACAAUGUAAAUAUAUAGUGUAGGGUCUAUUAUUUUUGUAAACACAAUUGUGAGGAGGGGGAGUUCUUGAUCGGUCAUUAUUUUAACAAUAUCUGAUUGUGUGUAGUUUGUCGAGACAGGAGCUUUCGUUCAGCAGCCUUUUAAGCCGAGACGAGUACAAGAUUACUUCGAAGUUCGAACCGAAAAGCAAUAGCCGGAGGAUAGCGAGGAUGAGGAGCACUGAGCCACCACAAAUGCCUAAAACAAAUAUUCAAAGUCGAGAAGCAGACAAAUGAAACGUUAAAAUUCAAUAUAUAUAUAUUAUAGUAUAUAUAUGCGUGUGUGCCAUUGUUAGUCAGAAGCAGCCAAGCAACCAAGCAACAAGCAAACAUAUAACAUGUAGAUUUGUGUGUUCCCCUCGAUCCCCAUUGUAAAUAAAAGAAUCAAACACAAAUGCAACCUUUUGACAGCUAAUAUUAGAUGGUAGGCGGUAGAUGGUAGAUGAUGUGUGCAAAAGACAAGAAUCGAACAAUAAUUGUUGAGAAGCCUCCAAAUGCCUUUCAAGACAAACACUCUCUAGAGUCUAGACAGAAGGAUGUUCAUCGCUUAUAGUUACCAAUUAUGGGUGUCUAGUGGGGAAGAGAUGUAGGAAGUCUUGUUCCAAGUUCAGCACACAACACACAACACACAACACACAAAUGAACCAAAACACAACAACAUAAGAAACAGCACACCAACAAUAUUAAAAGUACUAUACACCAAUGAAAUAAUUCACCAACACCCCAACCCAAAUACCAUGUUAUUACACAUAUUUAUUUUUUGUUGAGAAGAGAAAAGAUUUUAAUUUAAAAAGCAAAAGGUAUAUAUAUAUAUAUAUAUAUAUAUAUAUUUUAAAUCAGCAGACAACGGAUAGAUUAGAAUAUUAUUUGAGUUGAAAGUUCAGUAGUCGUCGUCAUUGUUCUCAUCGUGGGCUAUUCAGUAAUUUAGUUAAUAAAUAUAACGUACAAGUGAUGAUUAUACAUAUAUAUACAUAUAUACAGACUAUGGAAUAUAUAUCUUCGAUACUGUCAAUUGGAAGACUCUGCUCUUAUGACUAUCAUUAUCAUUAUGAUUAUUAUUAUUACAAGCACACUCUUUUCCUGUUCUUAGAUCUUUCGUGUGUAAUUAAUUAACCCUUAUUUGCUAAUUAUGACUAAUUUAAAGUAAUUGAACCUUAUUAUUGUUAUCCUACACCACCCCCACACACUGUAGUGCAAAUUCGUAUAAAGAAAUGUUUUGUUUUUAUGUUUCCCCUUCGAGAAAUUUAAUUGAAAUUUGCGUUAAAAAAGGUUAAGUGAAAAAAAAGAAAACUAGUUAAGCCUAUGGAACUUUACUUAUGUUUAUUAUUAUUAUUAUUAUUAUUAUUAUUAUUAUAGUUAUUGGUUACCUCUAUUCAAAUACAUAUGCAGAUGCUUACUUUAGUCCCAAGAGUCAUAAACAAAAUUGUAUUCGCCAACUCGGUUCUCGGUCUCGGUCUCGGUCUCGGUGUCCUUCUCGACUUCAUUGUAGACUCGUCACUUGUACUGAAAUAAUUGUUGAUAAACCGAUUAACUGACUAAUUUUAUAUAGAUGUAACGCAGACACAACCGACAUGAUGUAGAGCACAUAUUGAAACUAAAGCCUAAAACUAAACUAAACUUAAUGGAUGGAGUCGAGUCGAGUCCUUUGUCGAAAUGAAUAUCAUCCUGUGUGUGUGGUACUUGAUUUACUUUUUUUUUUUUUCUUAUCUAGUAAUGCUGAGAGAGACAUGAGAGUUACGAAUAAGAUUUAAUUUAUAGACGCAUUCAAGUGAGAAUAAUUUACAAAAACUAGUUAUUAACUAAAUAUAAUGCAAGUACAUUAAAAUAAAACAUUAUUGAAAAGUAA